This is a messenger RNA of Ostreobium quekettii, 1557 nucleotides long. NCBI's taxonomy places the organism in Eukaryota, Viridiplantae, Chlorophyta, Ulvophyceae, Bryopsidales, Ostreobiaceae. The record is from the annotation of a GenBank genome assembly.
AUGGCUGAGGAGAAUGGCCUGACUGUCGACAAGGCAGGCUUUGAGAGGGGUCUGGCUGAGCAACGGGAACGCUCAAGGGCAGCAGGACGUAAGGGGGCCACCGAGGGCAUCAAGUUUGAGGCAGAGGCAACAGCAUGGCUGGCAAACAAUUCCAUACCGCUGACAAAUGAUGCCUUCAAGUAUGAAGAAGGUGAUGUGACCACAAAAAUCGUCGCAAUAUUGUCAAGCUCAGGCUUUGUGGAUCGAAUCGCGGGUGGUGAAGACAAGGUGGGGCUUGUCCUGCACAGCACGAGCUUCUAUGCAGAGGCGGGAGGCCAGGUGGGAGACACAGGUGUCAUUGCCGGACCCAAUGGUAGCUUCUCAGUGUCAGAUUGUCGUGUAGCUGCGGGGUACAUCCUCCAUGUGGGAGAGGCCUCCGGUGACUUUGUUGUUGGGGAGGAGGCCACCUGCAAGGUCGACUACGCCAGGAGGAGGAAGAUCGUUCCUAACCACACAUUCACGCAUGUGGUCAACCAUGCACUCAAGAAAGUCCUUGGGGAACAUGUUGCGCAGAAGGGCUCAAUAGUGCUCCCCGAUCGCCUGCGCUUCGAUUUCUCGAACAAUGGCGUUGUGGAUGCUGCAAAAUUGGGGGAAGUCGAGGCCAUGUGCAGGGACGCCAUCGGCAAGGAGCUGCCCAUCUACGGCAAGGAGAUUGCCCUCAGCGAAGGCAGGAAAAUCAAUGGCCUCCGUGCUGUGUUCGGUGAGGCCUACCCAGACCCAGUGCGUGUUAUAUCUAUUGGGAGGCCUGUGGAGGAGCUCCUCAUGGACCCCACGGCAGAAUCCAACCUGGACUACUCGAUCGAGUUCUGUGGUGGCACACACCUGAAGAACACAGCAGACGCCCGGGCUUUUGUUCUGAUCUCUGAAGAGGGCAUUGCCAAGGGUGUGCGGCGUGUGGUUGCGAUGACAGGGGAUGAGGCGGAGACAGCCAUUUCAGACUGCUGUGAACUGGAGGCUGACAUGGCAGCCGCCGAGGCGCUCGUGGGACCAGAGCUGGUUGCUACGGUGAACAAACUGAAGCAGCGGGUUGAGACGGCUGUCAUCUCUGCAGCGUCCAAGGCUGCCCUGAGGGGCCGAUUGCAGGCCCAGGCAAAGAAGAUCGUCCAGAUGGAAAAGGAAGAGUCAGAGAAGAACAAGAAGCUUGCAGUGACCGAGGCAGUGGCAGCAGCUGACGAGGCUGUGGCGGGCGCCAAGGGCCACCUCGUCCUGCGGCUGGAAGUUGGGUUGGACCAUAACGCAGUGAAGGAGGCCGUGGGAGCUAUCCAAGCCAAGCACGGGACCCUCUGCCUGAUGGUUUUCACUGCGGACGAGGCAAAGGGCAAGGCGCUUGCGUAUGGGGCUGUGCCGGACAGCAUGACCAGCAAGCUGAAGGCCGGGGACUGGGUCAAGGAGGCCCUCGCCGUGAUCGGUGGCAAGGGAGGCGGUAAACCCAAUGCGGCACAGGGCCAGGGGCCCAACCUGGAGAAGCUUCCAGAAGCCAUGGAGGUCGCCGAGAAGUACGCUGCCGACAGGCUAUGA